This is a messenger RNA of Vicia villosa (hairy vetch), 1024 nucleotides long. RefSeq names its product embryo-specific protein ATS3B-like. The transcript is spliced from 3 exons. NCBI's taxonomy places the organism in Eukaryota, Viridiplantae, Streptophyta, Magnoliopsida, Fabales, Fabaceae. Gene Ontology annotation, molecular function: protein binding. The record is from RefSeq and is a predicted model, not a curated record. The coding region runs from base 153 to 680 and encodes 175 amino acids.
GUAACAAGGGAAUUGAACAACGAAGAACUUACUAGUUAAGACUCGAAUAUUGACCCUAGCCACCUACUCACCCCUUUGUCGUGGCUACCAUAAAUCCAACCAAAACCCAUUCCAGCGGUACCUCCUACAACCUAUUCUCUUCAAUCAUAACCAUGAAACCUCUCGCUUCAAUCCUCUUCUUCUCAUUCUCCAUUAUCGCCGUCUUCUCCGAACCAACACCGAUUACCACCGCUUCCGAUCAGCCUCAACCUAAUCAAUCUUUCAACCCCAACCAAAUUCAAACUCAGAAUGCUGUUGGUGCUAGCACCUGUGCUUAUACUGUCACUAUAAAAACAAGCUGCAAAUCUCCAUCUUACACCAGAGAUCGAAUCAGUCUUUCAUUCGGCGAUGCUUAUGGAUAUCAGGUUUAUGUUCCGAGAUUGGAUGAUCCUAGUUCAAGGACAUUUGAGAGGUGUUCUACAGACACAUUUCAUGUAAACGGGCCAUGUACGUACCAAUUAUGCUAUCUGUAUUUAUACAGAACCGGAUACGAUGGUUGGAGACCAGAGAGUGUUACAGUAUCUACCUUUAACUAUCCACCUGCUACUUUCUACUACAACACUUUCAUUCCUAAUGGUAUUUGGUAUGGUUUUGAUAAUUGUCGCACUUAUUUGCCAACCACUACUGCUGCAGCAAUCUAGUCGACCUUCUUAGCCCGUGAGCCGAGGAAUAAAUAAUGAUAGUUUCUUCUUACUCCCGCAUUUAUCAAGCUCGCAAUUUGUUUGGAUUACAGUCCAGACAAAUCGCGUGUUUUGAGAAAUGUAGGAGGUGAGGAGAGAUUAUCGGAAAUAAUAUGGUUGGUGUCCUACUGUAAAACCCUAUGUUAUGUGUGGGCUUAUUGGACCUUUUAUAAGCUCUUCAUGAGGGGUUUUCUAUAUAUGUUUGUAGGUUUUGCUGUCUGUAUUAUUAUUCCACGUUAUAUACUAUGUGAUAUUUUGAGAGACUGGUUCGUUUUUUAUGAAGAAGUUUCUUUUUUUGUUGAGAA